AAAAUUAGUAACGACUAUCGGAGCAGCCAUGGGUGAUCUGUAGUGACCCGUAUUGCCAGGAAAACACAAAACAUUAGUUUUUGUAGUAGCUUUGUAUCGAUAAUUUGUUCAAUGAACGUCAGUUCUUCGUUGUGAAUCUUUGAUUGACGUAAGCACGUCCCGUUUGUCAAAUAAACUUGAUCAAUAGCGAUAUCGAUAAACAGCAGGAAUAAUUAGGAAACUUCGUCGUAUAAAGUUAUGGCUUAAAAUUGCAAUACCAAUGUCAAGGUUGAAUAUAUUUGACGCAUUAAAGUGAGCCUUUGAAAGAUGUACGAAAAUCUGUUCAAGAAUCCUCUUCAUCGCGUGUUCGUGUACGGAACACUGAAACGGGGAGAGCCGAAUCACAAUCUGAUACAAGACACAAAAAAUGGAUAUGCGAAGUUUUUGGGAAUUGGAAGAACCUUGACUCCAUAUCCAUUAGUAAUUGCUACUAAAUAUAACAUACCGUUUCUAUUAAAGAAACCAGGAAUCGGUCAUCUUGUGUUUGGAGAAGUAUACGAUGUUGACACGAAAAUGUUAAAAAAACUGGACGAAUUGGAAGAGCAUCCCGCGUUGUACGAACGAUUUCAGGAAGACAUUCUUUGGGCUGCCGAGUCUAAAGCUAAAUCGACCAAUAACUUCGAAGAGGUCGGUAUCUUGACAAGGGUCUGGAUAUAUUUUCUUCCACAGUUUAAAACGUCCCUGUUGGAUGGGCCCUUGUACAGUUCGUAUACUAACGAGGGAAGCCAUGGACUGAAGUAUUGCGAAAAGUAUGUUCGUGAUCCCUCAUACGAUCACAGAAAAGAAGUUCAGUGAUAGUGAUUCCCAAAACUAUGUAUUUCUUUCCAGCGACGAGAGUACGAUAAGACCAGAAGAUUUACGUUGACCCAAGCGUUUUUACAAGUCCCUUCUAUUGCCUGCCUCUUUUUAGAUGAUCAUGGCAAUUAUCAUGGCAGUAUAUUGUUAUUCGUUGUAAACAAUAAAGUCAUUUGUUGAAUCGAA
Megachile rotundata (alfalfa leafcutting bee) is the source of this 1020-nucleotide messenger RNA. Its product is annotated as putative gamma-glutamylcyclotransferase CG2811. NCBI's taxonomy places the organism in Eukaryota, Metazoa, Arthropoda, Insecta, Hymenoptera, Megachilidae. Gene Ontology annotation, cellular component: cytosol. Gene Ontology annotation, molecular function: gamma-glutamylaminecyclotransferase activity. The record is from RefSeq and is a predicted model, not a curated record.